ACGCGAGUGGGAGCCCGGGAUACGGUCCCGGCGGAAACUGACCUACAAGGACUCGGCGUCGGUGGCCUCGUCGGCGGCAGCGGCGGCCGCUCAGGCAGCAGCAGCCGCCGCCGCAGCUGCUGGUUCGUCCUCGGCCGAACUGCACCAGCACUCGUCGUCGUCGCUAAUCCGCAGCAGGAGCAACUCGCACAGCGGCAAAAAGGAACCAAAGAGCGGUGAGGGCAACAACGGCAGCGUCGUGAUACAGGACUCGGGCUUCUCGACGGAGACGUCCUCGUCCAAGGAGACACACAGUGCCUCGUCGACGACCGGGGGCGCCACCAGCAGCGGGAGCGGCCUCGGCGGCGGCAUCACCAUCAUCGCAGGGCAGGGAACUACUACCGUAUCAAAUACACCCAUCAAUCGACUAACUGUAGAUACCGAGAACGAACUGUGGAACUUACUAGAUGUGAUACAUAGGAAAAGCAAUCGCCUUCGGGAGGAGGUGGACGCGCUGCAGCAGCUGGAGCGGGAGAAGUGUCGAACAAAUCAGCUUAACAACAACAUCAAUAAUCACACGGCCGUCGUUAGCAGUACUAGUAAUCUUAAUAAUAAUGUAGGCAGUAGCAGCAGUAGUAGUAAUAGUAGUAAUAGUAGUAGUAGUAGCGGCAACCUUCCUCACACGCAUCAGCCGCAUCAGGGCGUUGUUCCGAGUGCCAACGGUUCUAAUGUCAGCCUAGCGAAAACCUUUCAAAACCAGCUUCUAGUGGACAUUGUAAAUAAUAAGGAUGAUGUACAAAUUCUGCGGAAGGAACGGGAUCGACUGUUCGACAAGCUGUCCGAGUACGAGGCGGAAGCGAUUGCUAGUCGGAUACGGACCUCGAAGAUGCAGGACGAAGUCGACGCGCUGGCGCUGGCCAAGCGCGAACUGGAGGACCAGCUGAAGGCCGCGCUCAGCCAGAAGCUAGAACUUAACAGUAGGAUUCAUGAUCUCCAUCAGCAGUUUACGGCGGGCAACAAGAGUGCGCCGAGUUCACCGGACUCCAUCAAAAGUCGACACCCGUUGACGCCGGGUCUGCGGAAGCAUUCGUCCACGGAUUCCACCACCAGUACCAUCAUCGCCACCCCCUCCCAUCUAUCGACGUCGCCCUCGUCCGGUAGUCAAACUACCAUCCCGGCGGCGACGCACCUCCUCAAGCCGCGCUUCAGUCAAUCGAGUUUCGCGCCCGUCAAGGGCCUCAGCGUCAGCGUCAGCAGUAGCAGCGCCAGUAGCAGUAGUGGCGGCGGUGCCGGUGCCGGUGCCGGAGCCACUGCGAAACAUCCGACGACCGUUGUUCCGUUGGCUGUGAUAGCGACGGCGCCUCCUGCCAGCGAUUUCGACUUCGACCAGGAAGAUGCUGUCGCCCAACGGUUGCUUGGCCACCACGGUUCGACGGCGACGACGGACGAGCUCGGCAAGCUGGACGGGUUGGUGAGUUCGCCGGCGCGGCUCAGCAAGGUGCGCAUGACCGAUUCGAAGAAGUUCGCCGCCAUCCUGCUGGAGUCGAACAUUGUCGAACUGCAGCGGCACCUGCUGACCAUCACGGUGCAGAAUCAGGUGAGUGAUUUUGUGGGUGGGAAGGGGAGAAGCGACCUGAAUUCCAUUGGUUUAUGGUGACAAAGAACCGAACGCACUUCAAUGAAGGUGGGAGGUGAGCGGCACAGUAGUAGUUGACCGAUCAUAAAACGUAUCACAAAAGCCGGGUCGGCCGCUUGAUUGGAUCGGCCAGAGGGGUAAUUUGCAUUUUAAGUUGAAUAGAGUCUGGAAUGAAAUGAGCGAAUGCGCUUUUCACACACCCACCUGGGCUGAUGAAUGGCUGUGGCUAGUGUGACGCUCCCUGUGUGACGCACAGUGGGAUAUGCACGUCAAACAGAGAUACUAAAGUACUUGAAAUGUUCUCUAAGUUUCGACCUAAAUAUCUCAUUUAACAAAAUAGAACACUUCUGAUCCACAAAACUGUAACAUUUGGUGUAAAGCUGUUAGAUUAGUCAGAGUAUAGCAUUUGUAUUAUUCUUCUACUUAUUAGGCCGGAACAAAUCUCAUUUUCUUCUUUUGUCACAUUGGUCAU
Molecule: messenger RNA, 2087 nt
Organism: Aedes albopictus (Asian tiger mosquito)
Lineage: Eukaryota; Metazoa; Arthropoda; Insecta; Diptera; Culicidae
Gene: jvl
Source: RefSeq, a predicted model, not a curated record